GGAACUACUCCUUCGUGGUGAUGAUGACCGCACUCUCACCGCAAAGACAGUGCAGUAUCUGUCGGCAGGCGAACGACGAGUUCCAGAUUGUGGCCAACAGUUGGAGAUAUUCGCCACAGUUUUCAUCAAAACUCUUCUUCGGACUCAUUGACUACGACGAGGGCUCAGACAUCUUCCAGUCGUUGCAACUCAAUUCGGCGCCGGUAUUCCUAUACUUCAGCGAAAAGGGUAAACCGAAAACACCGGAACAGAUGGACAUCCAAAGGGUGGGCUUCGGCGCCGACACUAUCGCCCGAUGGAUAGCCGAGAGGACAGACAUCCAGAUCCGAGUGAUCCGUCCGCCCAACUACUCGGGAACGUUAGCACUGCUCAUACUGUUCGCACUGAUCGGGGCGUUGCUGUACAUGAGGCGCAAUAACCUCGACUUCCUCUACAACAGGACCUCCUGGGGGUUGGCGGCACUGGUAGGCAGUGGCGGCACAUACCAUUCCUCCCGUUUUAUUCAUUUACUGCUUUUGAAGUAUAAUUAA
Molecule: messenger RNA, 530 nt
Organism: Oppiella nova
Lineage: Eukaryota; Metazoa; Arthropoda; Arachnida; Sarcoptiformes; Oppiidae
Source: the annotation of a GenBank genome assembly